AGAAGUGCUUUGUCCAUGUCAGUCCCUCUUGGCUGUGGUGUCUGCGGUUUCUCUGUGUUCUUAGUUGCUCCCUUUCUUCCUCCCCCUCUACAUCCCUGACCCUCUACUUCCCUGGCCCUUUCCAUAUCCUCUAUUGACUAUACUACACAAUCCACCCGUGAUCAUACACACUUUUCACUCUUCUGACGUGAGGGGAGAGACCAAGCCAGCCUUUCUACUCAAUAACACUAUCACCAACUCUUGGACAGAAUGAAACUUUGGACAUGUUUUCUUUGAGGCUAUUGAAGCAUAGUUGUUGUGAAAUCUAUUGGAAUUUGAUUAAAUGUGUACAAGAGUUAGAGACAGGGACAGACGGAGCCGGAGGGAAUGAGCGAGGGAGAGGGGUGUGUGGUUUUGGCUGGGAUAAGAAAAGAGAUGGUUGGUCAGGAAUCUGGCUGAAGGACAGUGGGAGGAGGAACACAUUAUGUUCAGAAGUCUCUCAGAGGAACUGAAGCUCUCUUUGAGCCCAUGCUUUGGUACGGUAAGUUGGGCUAUUGAUAACAGCAAUGGUUUGGGUUUAUCUUGGGCUCUGGGUGUUCUUGUUGGGGUGUAGCCCCUCACAGCUGCAUGGGCAGGUUAUUCUAGGUAAGGGGGAAGUGUGUGGAGGGGCAGUGGAGGGCCAGUGUGACACCAACCUCACAUGUGUGUCUGUGAAGCCCGCUGACAAGGAGCAAACACCCAGUGCUGGACUCUGCAGCCCUCCCCUUGCCCCAGGCUGUGUGCCAUGCUCUGGAGUGCUGUGUCCCCGUGCCAGGCGAGUCUGCCCUGGGGGACAUGUCACUGAGCCAUGUGGCUGCUGCCCACAGUGUGCCCGUCAGAUGGGCCAGGUGUGUGGAGGCCCCCACUGGGAGAAAGGCUACUGUGACAGAGACCUCACCUGCACCCUGUUCACCGGACGCAGCCCUGCCAGACCCCCACACACCGGCGUGUGCAAAGUGUUACUUGGGCAUCAGGCAGACCCCCUGGCAGACCCCCUAUGCCCCUGGAUGUGGGGCUGCAACGUCAGGGCAGGGGCCUGUGACUGCUACUCCCUACAGACUUGCCACGCUGCCUUCUCCUAUCACAGUUUGGACCAAUGUCUCAAAACAAUGAGAGGGGAUGAGCUCUGGAGUGAGAUGGAGGAACAAGGGGAGCAUACAUGUGUGGAAUGGGGCUGUGAGUUGCAGGGAAGCCAGUGUGUGUGUAUGGAGAGGAGCUGCUACUCACCCACACCAUUAUUCUCUGAAGACACCUGUGAAAACAUGCUGCAGAGAGCUCGCUGCAGCAAUGUUAUCUGCCCUGAGGUCCAAGUCCCUUCCUGCCCUGCUGAUUCCUUCCUCACUGAGCCUUACAUUCCUCAUGGCCAAUGCUGCCCCCUGGUGCCAGCUAUUUGCACAUGCAACUUCGAUAAAUGCCCGUUGGCACCCCCGACCUGUCCUCCUGGCCAGCAAGUCCACGGUGUGGAGAGCAGGAAUGGUCUUCCAGGGGCUUGUUGUCACCAGUACCAGUGUGUGUAGGGUUAGGCACUGCUUAGGCAGCAAAGUUUGAUGAGAUGAUGACAGACAAAGAGAAAGAAGAGAGAAGGGGUAGACAGGCCAAAGGAAAGUGCCAGGACCUCACACAGAGCUGGACUCGACAGACAGGACUCCACUGGUUAAUAGCUGAUGGAUUGCAUGGGCAAUUGUAUAUGCAUUAUGACUCACACAUUGCCUACAGUUUUUAUUUCUGAAAUCAUGGCAUUAAUAGCUUUUUUUGAGCAACGUAGCCUAAAUGUAACUAAAACCAUUUAACUAAAUUCUAAUACAUUCUAAUACAUCACUGAUAAUGGGUUGGGAGGAAUAGACUACUGUGCCCGUGGUAGGAUACUGGAUGCCAUGUGCAUAUUUUCAUAAUAAAGGAAACAAUAGACCCCUCUUUUCAAAUGA
Messenger RNA from Salvelinus fontinalis (brook trout), 1943 nucleotides. RefSeq names its product cysteine-rich motor neuron 1 protein-like. Gene Ontology annotation, cellular component: extracellular region. The coding region runs from base 546 to 1535 and encodes 329 amino acids. The record is from RefSeq and is a predicted model, not a curated record. The transcript is spliced from 5 exons. Lineage: Eukaryota; Metazoa; Chordata; Actinopteri; Salmoniformes; Salmonidae.